Molecule: messenger RNA, 1642 nt
Organism: Acanthocheilonema viteae
Lineage: Eukaryota; Metazoa; Nematoda; Chromadorea; Rhabditida; Onchocercidae
Source: the annotation of a GenBank genome assembly
AUGCCAUCAUUUCCAGUUGUUUUAUUUCUUUUCCUUCUUACACCAACAAUACAACGAUAUGUUGAACCAGAAUUAUCAUUGCAAUAUUAUCGUAAUCAGCAAUAUCGAAAUUACUACUUUCAAUGGUUAUCAUUACCAUCAUCAUCAUUAUCAUUAACAUCAUCAGUAGCAGUAACGACAGCAUUACCAUUGUCAUUGUCAUCAUCAUCGUCAUCACCAUUAUCAUCAUCACCAUUAUCAUCAUCACCAUUAUCAUCAUCAUCAUCAUCAUCAUCAGUAUCAUUGAUGGAGUUUCCUGCGAUUGGCAAAGAUAUGAUGAUGAAUCGAAAUGGAUAUCAAUUUAGGAGGAAAAUUAGGGCAGCAACAGCACGCAAAGAACGAUUAUGGCCAGAUGGUGUGAUACCAUACGAUAUAUCAGAUAAUUUUACAGGUAACUCAACAUUACGGAACAGUUGUUCCAUUCCGCAGAGGGCUAUGCGCCAUUGGGAGAAUAACACAUGCAUUACGUUUAUACCACGUCAACCGGAACAUUUUAAUUACAUCGUUUUCACUGUUGAUAAAUGCGGCUGUUGCUCUUAUGUUGGUAGGAAAAGUAAUGGACCACAAGCGAUAAGCAUUGGAAAGAAUUGUGAUAAAUUCGGAAUUGUUGUACAUGAAUUGGGUCAUGUGAUUGGUUUUUGGCAUGAGCACACACGUCUGGAUCGAGAUCAACAUGUUGAUAUAUUUUACAAAAGCAUUCAACAAGCGCAAGAUUAUAAUUUUGAGAAAUUAAAACCUGAUGAAAUCGAUUCACUCGGAGAGCCAUAUGAUUAUGCAUCAAUUAUGCAUUAUGCACGUGAUACAUUUUCUCGAGCAAUGUAUUUGGACACAAUUUUGCCAAAAAGAAAAUUUGGCCAACGGCCAGAAAUUGGCCAACGUACGCAAUUAUCUCCGGGUGAUAUUUCGCAAACUAAAAAACUUUAUAAGUGCACAGUUUGUGGUGAAACAUUGAUGAAAGAAUUUGGUGAGUUACGUUUGGAUGGUAGCGGUACCGUCUGUCAAUGGCGUAUCAUUGCUGCAUUUGGUGAAUUUAUUGUUCUCAAUGUUUCCACGCUUGAUUUACCAUUACCAAAACGUGAUUGCGCUUCAGAAAGAGAUAAUUAUUUAAUUAUUCGUGAUGGUCAUUAUAUUGGUUCACCAAUUUCAGAUAAACUAUGUGGUGGUGUAAUAUCACGGACAAUCUUUUCAACUAGCAAUCGACUUUUUAUUCAAACACAAACAUCCUAUCCUCUAUUUUCCAUUUUUGCUCAUUAUAUUGCUGUUUGUGGUGGACAUAUUAUUAGUGAUACUGGUACCAUACAAAGUCCACGAUAUCCGGAAAGCUAUAUGUCUGAUCAGGAAUGCAAAUGGAUUAUUACGGUUCAAGAAGGCUAUCAAGUUGCUUUAACAUUUCAUUUUUUUAGUCUUGAAACACAUAAAGAUUGUAUAUAUGAUCGAUUGGAAAUAUACGAUGGUACAGUGGUGGAGUCGACUGCAUUACUUUCUAAAUUAUGUGGUCAGAUAGUAGCUAAAUCACUUGUUUCACAUUUCAAUACUGCUUUAUUACUAUUUAUUUCGGAUAGUUCGGUGCAAAAAGAAGGUUUUCAUAUCAGUUUCACUAAAG